Talpa occidentalis (Iberian mole) is the source of this 3793-nucleotide messenger RNA. It is a transcript of the gene L1CAM, whose product is annotated as L1 cell adhesion molecule. The record is from RefSeq and is a predicted model, not a curated record. NCBI's taxonomy places the organism in Eukaryota, Metazoa, Chordata, Mammalia, Eulipotyphla, Talpidae. Gene Ontology annotation, molecular function: protein binding. Gene Ontology annotation, biological process: cell-cell adhesion.
UGUGCCCAGCUGAGCUGCCGGCGCCGCCUGGAAGAUGGCUGUGGCGCUGCGGUACCUGUGGCCUCUCCUCCUUUGCAGUCCUUGCCUGCUCAUCCAGAUCCCGGAAGAAUAUGAAGGGCACCACGUGAUGGAGCCGCCCGUCAUCACGGAACAGUCUCCACGGCGCCUGGUUGUCUUCCCCACAGAUGACAUCAGCCUCAAGUGCGAGGCCAGCGGCAAACCCGAAGUGCAGUUCCGCUGGACUCGGGACGGCGUCCACUUCCUGCCCAGCGAGGAGCUGGGCGUCACCGUGCACCAGGCGCCUCACUCCGGCUCCUUCACCAUCACCGGCAACAACAGCAACUUUGCCCAGAGGUUCCAGGGCACCUAUCGCUGCUUUGCCAGCAACGACCUGGGCACUGCCAUGUCCCAUGAGAUCCAGCUCAUGGCUGAGGGUGCCCCCAAGUGGCCAAAGGAGACCGUGAAACCCGUGGAGGUAGAGGAAGGGGAGUCGGUGAUUCUGCCCUGCCACCCCCCACCCAGUGCUGAGCCGCUGCGGAUCUACUGGAUGAAUAGCAAGAUCUUACACAUCAAGCAGGAUGAGCGGGUGACUAUGGGCCAGAACGGCAACCUCUACUUUGCCAACGUGCUCACCUCGGACAACCACUCGGACUACAUCUGCCACGCCCACUUCCCGGGCACCCGGACCAUCAUUCAGAAGGAGCCCAUUGACCUCCGGGUCAAGGCCACCAACAGCAUGAUCGACCGGAAGCCGCGCCUGCUCUUCCCCACCAACGCCAGCAGCCACCUGGUGGCCCUGCAGGGGCAGCCCCUGGUCCUGGAGUGCAUCGCCGAGGGCUUCCCCACGCCCACCAUCAAGUGGCUGCGCCUGAGCGUCCCCAUGCCGGCGGACCGGGUCACGUACCAGAACCACAACAAGACGCUGCACCUGCUGAACGUGGGCGAGGAGGACUACGGCGAGUACCUGUGCCUGGCCGAGAACGCGCUGGGCAGUGCCCGCCACGCCUACGACGUCACCGUGGAGGCUGCUCCGUACUGGCUGCGCAAGCCCCAGAGCCGUUUGUACGGGCCCGGGGAGACGGCCCGCCUGGACUGCCAGGUGCAGGGCAGGCCCCAGCCCGAGGUCACCUGGAGAAUCAAUGGGAUCCCUGUGCAGGAACUGACCACGGACCAGAAAUACCGGAUUCAGCCCGGAUCCCUGGUCCUGAGCAACGUGCAGCCCAGCGACACGAUGGUGACCCAGUGCGAAGCCCGAAACCGGCAUGGCGUCCUGCUGGCCAAUGCCUACAUCUACGUCGUCCAGCUGCCGACCAAAAUCUUGACCCCAGACAAUGAGACGUACCUGGCAGUGGAGGGCAGUACUGCCUACCUUCUGUGCAAGGCCUUCGGAGCCCCCGUGCCCAGUGUCCAGUGGCUGGACAAGGACGGCAAGACGGUGCUGCAGGAUGAGCGCUUCUUCCCCUACACCAACGGGACCCUGGGCAUCCGUGACCUCCAGGCCAACGACACCGGACACUACUUCUGCCAGGCUGCCAACGACCAAAACAACGUGACCAUUGCGGCUAACCUGCAGGUCAAAGAUGCCACUCGGAUCACACAGGGGCCCCGGAGCGCCAUCGAGAAGAAAGGUUCAAGGGUGACAUUCACGUGCCAGGCCUCCUUUGACCCCUCCCUGCAGCACCGCAUCACCUGGCGUGGGGAUGGCCGAGCCCUCCAGGAGCUGGGGGACAGUGACAAGUACUUCAUAGAGGAUGGGCGCCUGGUCAUCCACAGUCUGGACUACAGUGACCAGGGCAAUUACAGCUGCGUGGCCAGCACCCAGCUGGACACAGUGGAGAGCAGGGCCGAGCUCCUGGUGGUGGGGAGCCCCGGGCCGGUGCCCCGUCUGGAGCUGUCUGAUCGUCACCUGCUGAGGCAGAACCAGGUGCGCCUGUCCUGGAGUCCCGCCGAUGACCACAACGCCCCCAUCGAGAAGUAUGACAUUGAAUUUGAAGACAAGGAAAUGGCCCCUGAGAAGCUGCACAGUCUGGGCAAGGUGCCUGGGAACGAGACGUCCACCAUCCUCAAGCUGUCACCCUAUGUCCACUACACCUUUAGAGUUACCGCCAUCAACAAAUACGGCCCCGGAGAACCUAGUCCUGCCUCUGAGACUGUGGUCACACCCGAGGCAGCACCGGAGAAGAACCCCGUGGAUGUGAAGGGGGAGGGCAACGAGACUGACAACAUGGUCAUUACUUGGAAGCCACUCAGGUGGAUGGACUGGAACGCCCCACAAAUUCAGUACCGGGUACAGUGGCGCCCUCAGGGCUCGCGGGGGAGCUGGCAGGAGAAGACUGUGAGUGAGGCCUUCCUGGUUGUGUCCAACACGUCCACCUUCGUGCCCUAUGAGAUCAAGGUCCAGGCCGUCAAUAGCCAGGGCAAGGGCCCGGAGCCCCCCGUCACCGUGGGCUACUCUGGGGAGGACUACCCGCAGGCAAAGCCUGAGCUGGGAGACGUGGAGAUCCUCAACUCCAGUGCCGUGCUGGUCAGGUGGCGGCCUCUGGACCCCGCCCAAGUCAAGGGCCAUCUCCGGGGGUACAAUGUGACGUACUGGUGGCAGAGCAGCCAGAGGAAGCACAGCAAGAGGCACGUCCACAAGGAGCACGUGGUGGUGCCCGCCAACUCCACCAGCACCAUCCUCAGAGGCCUUCGGCCCUACAGCAUCUACUAUCUGGAGGUGCAAGCCUUUAACGGCCGGGGCUUGGGGCCCGCCAGCUGGAAGACCUUCAGCACCCCAGAGGGAGUGCCUGGCUGCCCUGAAGCGCUGCAGCUGGAGUGCCAGUCGGAUACCAGCCUGCUGCUGCACUGGCUGCCCCCGCGCAGCCACAACGGCGUGCUCACCGGCUACGUGCUCACCUACCAGCCCCUGGACGACGGGGGUGAGCAGCAGCUGUCCUUCCACCUGCCCGACCCGGAGCUGCGGACGCACAACCUGACCAACCUCAGCCCGCGCCUGCGCUACCGCUUCCAGCUGCAGGCCACCACCAAGGAGGGCCCCGGCGAGGCCAUCGCGCGGGAGGGCGGCACCAUGGCCUUGUCUGGGACCCCGGAUUUUGGCAACAUCUCCGUCACAACAGGCGAGAACUAUAGCGUGGUCUCGUGGGUCCCCAAGGAGGGCCAGUGCAACUUCGGGUUCCAGAUCAAGUUCAAAGCCUUCCAGGACGAGAAGCUGGGCCCUCACAUCGCGCCGCAGGACGUCAGCUACAGCCAGAGCUCCUACACGCAGGGGGACCUGCAGCCCGACACCAAGUACACCAUCCUCCUGCUCAAGGAGAGCGCGCUGCUGCGGGAGUUCGUGGUGAAGACCAACGGCACCGGCCGUGUGCUGCUCCGGCCGGCCGGCUUCGCCACCGAGGCCUGGUUCAUCAGCUUCGUCAGCGCCGUGGUGCUCUUGCUCCUCAUCUUGCUCAUCCUCUGCUUUAUCAAGCACAGCAAGGGCGGCAAGUACUCAGUGAAGGACAAGGAGGACACGCAGGUGGACUCCGAGGCCCGACCCAUGAAGGACGAGACCUUCGGCGAGUACAGCGACAACGAGGAGAAGGCCUUCGGCAGCAGCCAGCCCUCUCUCAACGGGGACAUCAAGCCCCUGGGCAGUGACGACAGCCUGGCCGACUGGGGCAGCGUGGACGUGCAGUUCAACGAGGAUGGCUCCUUCAUCGGCCAGUACAGCGGCAAGAAGGAGAAGGGGGCGGCUGGAGGCAACGACAGCUCAGGGGCCGCCUCCCCCACCAACCCCGCGGGGACCCUGGAAUAG